GCCAAUGCUAGUGUCAGUGUCAACAACGGUCAGUAGCAGCGCAGCCAGCGGCGCUGUCCGGAGCAGGGAGGGGGAGUGAAGUGGCACUUUAAACGUCCGAACGUUGUUUGAGAUGGGGGAUGAUCGACCCUUUGUCUGCACAGCCCCUGGAUGUGGGCAGAGAUUCACAAAUGAAGAUCACCUCUCAGUCCACAAACACAAGCAUGAAAUGACAUUAAAAUUUGGUCCUGCCAGGACGGACUCUGUUAUUAUUGCAGACCAGACCCCAACCCCCACUCGUUUCCUGAAGAACUGUGAGGAGGUCGGUCUAUUCAAUGAGCUGGCGGGUUCCUUUGACCAGGAGUUUGGUAAAACACAGGAAGACGAGCAGAGAACAAAGCACCCUGCUGCACCUUUACAGACACCCUCUGAAGUAAAAGAUGAGGACGAGUCAUCCUUACAAGUUGAUUCUUCUCCCCCCGACAGUCCAGAUUCCUCGUCCAGCAUGUCUGAAAACAGCAGAGACUCUAGGGAGUUUCUCAAUAAGCCUGUGGCAAGCUCCGCUCCUACGCCAACAAUCAUUCGUCCAGGUUCUCUUCCCCUUCACCUGACAGGUGACCCGCUACACCCAACUCUGCCUUCUCCGACGUCUGUGAUCACGCAGGCGCCCCCCUCCAACAGACAGCUUGGAUCUCCCACAAGUGCGUAUCCACUGGUGAGGCACCUCCCUAAUGGGCAUACGGUCCCUCUUUUGCCCAGUCCUGUGCAGAUGACUUCAGUUAUAUCUCUUGCAAGGACAGUGAACACAGUGCCUAACAUCCCUGGGAUUCCAGGACCUCCUGUAGGGGGAGCCAGCAGUGGUUCCUCCUCCCCAUCUGCAUAUGGCCUUCACUCUGAGGCCAAAAUGAGGCUGAAGGCAGCUCUGUCUCAUCAAGGCCUAGCAGCACAAGAUGGAGCAGGUGGUGGGUCAGGAUCCAUCCCUGCUAUCCCCCAGCGACAAGAACAGAGCCAGCAGCCCACUCAGAACUCUGAUACCCCAUCGCCUGCACAACCCCAGGUGUCCCCUGCUCAGCCAACAGGGGGACGGCGGCGGCGGGCAUCAGAGAUGGACCCCGACGAGAGGAGGCAGCGUUUUCUGGAAAGAAACCGGGCUGCCGCUUCUCGUUGCAGACAAAAGCGAAAGCUGUGGGUCAACUCCUUGGAGAAAAAGGCAGAAGAUCUUGCCAACAUGAACAUCUCCUUAACUAAUGAAGUGACUCUGCUGAGGAAUGAGGUGGCGCAGCUGAAACAGCUCCUUUUAGCUCACAAAGACUGCCCUGUCACUGUCAUGCAGAAGAAGGCAGUUUUCUUAGCUGCAGGAGGAGAGGAAGCCUCGAGGGAGGCUCCCACUGAACACAUCGGAUCCCCGGCGGCGGUCAUUCAGCACGUGCCGUCACCUGCCGCCGUGGCCUCAAGCCCAGGGCCCACCAUAAAUGGACUGAGCGUCCGAGCUGCGGAGGCAGUGGCCAUGUCAGUGUUAGCUGGCAUGGGCUCGGGCCAGCACGGAGGAGUUGUCAUCGCUCCGCAAUCACAGACAGCCCCGAGAUGAUGUGCGGGCGGACGGCAGCCAGAAUGAACUCCAGUGGCAUUUAAAGGCCGGACCGGAGCAAAGCUCAGUGUGAAGAGGGAACCCCCCCCCCCCCCACUCUAUAGAUUCCCACUCCCCCUGAACACCUUACAGUAAUCACACAAAGACAUGGUGAGGUACCUCCUCCAACAGGCUCCCUUUUCAGAAAUGCUUCAUCACUCUGUGUAUGUAAAUAUGAAUCACGUGUCGAACACUUACUCUGCAGGGUUCGGGGUCGGUUAUGACAGUUUGAAAUUUUUUUAGAUUAAGAAGAAAAAUAUGAAAAGGCUUUUGAACCAAUUAGUUAUUUUAUUUUGUUUGGAAAGCAGCAACACUCCAACUUCUUCCCACGCUGGCUGUGAUGAGGUUUGUUUCUUUCCAGGCUAACACUUUUACUGUAAUAUAUAUGAUUUCUUUUCUUUUUUUUGUUAUUGUAAAAAAAAAAAAAAGGUUUUUAACAUCUUAAGCAUUUUUUCACAUUUAGGAAAAAGUAUCAAACAUACCAAUGUUUUUUCUGAGAAAAUAUAUAUUUAAUGGGCUUAUAAACAUAAAAUUUCACCAGAUGAGGGUAACAUCCAUCUACUGUCUAUAUACAGUUUUCCUUGUGUCGCGGGGGCGCUGGUGCCUAUCUCCAGCGGUCAUUAGUUGAGAAGUGGGGUACAGAUCACCACUCCAUGUUGGUAACAACCCAAGUAAUCCAAACAUACAAGAAAUCAAAAUGAAAAGUGGACUAACGUAGGAAAUAAGUACUGAACACGCUAACAUCAAUUAAUACACGGUAGGAAGACUAUUGUUGUUAAAGACAGCUUCUAUACUUGUAGGGUCUUUGAGCUUCCGCUAUGUGCUCUGAUCUUCAGUUGUUUCCAUAGAUGUUUUGUUGAAUUAAAGUCUAGUGAUUUAUUUGGCUAUUUUAACAGCUUUGAGAUCCAUUUUUCAAACUCAUCUGACCAGACUGAAGUAUUUCCAGUAUUUCACUCACUUGUGUGUUAAAUGUUGUACAGUAAACUUUAAAUGGGCUCAAGCAUGUAUUUUCCUCAUCAGUGGAGUCUUGCACUGCGAGUAUAAUGAGCAUAGAGGCCAAGUUGGUUGACUUUUCCUAAAUGUAUUCAAAUUAAUAGCUUCAUUUGUGGAUUCGGUUUUGUUGAUUUCUUUGUUUGGAUUACAGUUGAUUGUUACUGAUAACUGGUGUCAAUUUCAUGUCACAACUCCUAUUUGAAAUAUAUUUUCUAAGAAAAUUCACUGGUAAAAAUGUUUAAUGCUUAUUUUUAUUUGCUGUAAACCCUUUUGAGAUUGCAGUGAAUGCAGUCUGGAAAGGUUUUCUCCCCUUUUAUUUUGUCACCUGUCUUUUAUUCUUGCUUUAUAAAUGUCUGUCUUUUUUUUUUUUUUUUUUUUGAGUCAACUCUUGAUUCAUGCAGUCAAUGAAAGUUGAGUUCACAGCAAAAGAAACCGUAGAUGUGAACACAGUUAAUCCUGUGAUUGUGUGCCCUUUUUCAAUAUUUAACGCAUUUAGAACGGAUAUCAUGAUAUUAGUCAAUUGUAUCAACCCCUGCUGACUGCAUGGAUUACUCGAGGCUGAAGAAUACCACUAUUUGUAUGUAGCCCCUCAUACUCUCACUGUUUUGUAACAUCAGGCUAUAAAUGUGAAGAUUGUCCCGGUUCUGUUAGGAUUUCAUCCUUGGCCGUGAAAACUUUGGACCAUUAGACUACUUUUAAUUGAUAAUCGAAAGUAACAGGUUUUAAAUUCUUUACCCAGACAUUUUAGUGGAGUGAAGAGUAGUGCAAUAUAUUUUUCUAUUGAAUAUCAAUGUUCUUGCUUUGAGCGGACGUGUGUAGUCCAGCUGCUGACAGGGUUUGCUCUAUUUCAGUCAAACGCUACAGUUACGAGGUGACCAAAGGAAAUGUGAAGAUUAUUGUUGAAUGAAUGGAUUGUUAAUCAGUGUACAUGUAGAGUUACACAUGGUCUGAUCGAGAGCUUUAUACCAUAAAACCUAGUGCUAUUACAUUAUGAAACACACGCAAGGUGCUUCUUUUGACAUUGUUUUGCGGCUUUUAAAUAUGGCAUUGUUCUUCCGAGUCUUAUCAUUUUGUUCUUCCUUUGUAACGGUUAUUUUUACAACAUGUUUUAGGUUUCUUUUUUUCUUUGUGGGAAUGUUAUGGUUUCUUCCAUCACAUGAUUGUAUGCCCCCUUUUUUGUUAGAUGUUUUUAUUUUAUUUUAGUGUUUAACUGAAGUUGAACUACAUUGGGGGCGGGCAUUCUGAAAAUGUGUGGAAAAAGUUUGUUCAAUACUCAGGCCUCAAGAUGGGAAAUAAGUUGUAUAGUCUCAGCUAAGUAAUAAAUUGUCUUGGACAAACAAAAUAAAUUAAUGUGUAACAAAAGGA
Girardinichthys multiradiatus is the source of this 3964-nucleotide messenger RNA. RefSeq names its product activating transcription factor 7b (gene atf7b). NCBI's taxonomy places the organism in Eukaryota, Metazoa, Chordata, Actinopteri, Cyprinodontiformes, Goodeidae. The record is from RefSeq and is a predicted model, not a curated record. Gene Ontology annotation, molecular function: cAMP response element binding; DNA-binding transcription factor activity, RNA polymerase II-specific. The transcript has 12 exons. Gene Ontology annotation, biological process: regulation of transcription by RNA polymerase II. Bases 113 to 1567 code for a protein of 484 amino acids.